AAUGAGAACCAUUUUCAGGAGAUGUUUGACGAGGGAGAAGCACGAAGUCUAAUGCAACGCCAUGCUGCCAAAUUCCUUUUAUGUUCCAAAACAAGAGGUAUGCUCACCCAGAGUGCCGUGGACUUGGUCAAAGAUUCAGCGAAAAAUCUACUAACUGAGUAUUUGGACAUAGUCAAAAAAUCGCUUGUCGAAAAGAUAAACAGUAAUCCUGGUCAAGAAUUGCAAUUUGACCAAGAUGUGGAAAAGUUAUUUUCAGCAGAGAGUGUCUUCGACGGAGUUGAUUCAGAAUACCAACAAAGAUCAUAUUUUAAGCGUCAUUUCAAUUUGGUGGUAAGUUACCAACCUACCAAACCUGAACCAGCUGCCAGCUUUGUCAGCUUGCUUUAUAUUUUUUUAACUGAUUUGCAGGAACCAAUAGAAGUUGAGAUGGGAAAACAGUGGAGAAGUGAUUUUCGACAAGGGAGAAAAAUACUUAAACGUGUCACAGUUUUUGGUUAUCAAGUUCCAUUAUUAAAGACUUUGGAGGCACUUCUUCAAAACCCAGAUGUUUUAAAGGAAGUUGAAAAUCCACAUUUUUCAUGUGAUGGUGUUCUUCGAGAUGUAAUGGAUGGGGGUUUUUUCAAGAGUCAUCCAGUAUUCUCCCUCCACAGUGAUGCCCUGCAGCUGUUGGGCUAUUAUGAUGAUCUAGAAAUAGCCAAUCCUUUAGGUUCAAAAGCAAAGAUUCAUAAAAUUGGUGUGUGUCUUUAUAUUAUGUCUAUGAAUCUAUGAACAGCUUAUUUCAUAAGCAUGUUAGCUGCCCAAUCACAUAUAAAAUUUGUUUUUAGGUGUCUUUUACUUUGUGC
Molecule: messenger RNA, 842 nt
Organism: Dendronephthya gigantea
Lineage: Eukaryota; Metazoa; Cnidaria; Anthozoa; Malacalcyonacea; Nephtheidae
Exons: 2
Coding region: 22-768 (248 amino acids)
Source: RefSeq, a predicted model, not a curated record